AACCUGUCAAUUUAAGUCUUGGGAAAAUGUUCUUGAAGAUGAGUUCAACUUUGGGUAUUCCGCGGAAGGGACGUGUGUGUAAACGAUGUCGUGAAUGAACUGGGACAAGAUCGCGAGUGGAGGUUUGUAGUUGACUAAAUCUGUUUUUGUGAGAAGUGCGAGGAUAGCUUCUAGUGAGGAAAACCGCGAAUAAACGGGAAAACUGCACAGUGAACACGAUCCCAUGAAUCAUCGAUUGCGAUAUCUUCCGUGGCUCUGGCUGGUCUAGGCGCGAGGAGCCAAAGUGCGUAGGAAAAAUUCAGGGUCAAUUCCAAUCGGACGCCCUUUCCUUGCCAGGAGCCUGCUCGACCUUCAAAUCCUAAUGGACCGAAUUUGGAAGAACGCAGCGAUUAGGAAUAGGACAAUGGGAUUGACUUCAACAUAAUGACUGAUCUUUGAUCGCUUCGAUAGUUUUAUUGGAGCGCUAGAUUUCAAAUAGACUGAACAAACUAAUGAUCACUUUAAUUGAUAAGGGCCACGAAUUGAUUUCAUUAGAGGCUCAAUAACACGAAUUGAUUUAUUCCCGUGAAAAUCAAUUGAAGGCUGCAUCAUGUUGAUAAAGGAGUACCGAAUACCACUGCCGCUGACGGUCGAGGAAUAUCGAAUCGCGCAAUUGUAUAUGAUAGCGAAAAAAAGUCGAGAAGAAAGCCAUGGAACUGGAAGCGGCGUGGAGAUUAUAAUCAACGAGCCAUAUGAAAAUGGCCCUGGAGGCAACGGGCAGUAUACGAAAAAGAUAUACCAUGUCGGAAGCCAUUUACCCGGAUGGAUAAAAAGUCUUCUUCCUAAAAGUGCACUGACUGUCGAAGAAGAAGCUUGGAAUGCUUACCCGUUCACAAAGACACGAUACACAUGUCCUUUUGUAGAAAAAUUUUCCUUAGACAUUGAGACUUAUUAUUUUUCCGACAACGGACAUCAGGAGAAUGUGUUCAAAUUGUCGGGAGGUGAAUUAAGGAACAGAAUAGUAGACGUGAUCGAUAUUGUAAAAGAUCAACUCUACGGUGGCGAUUACUUUCAAGAGGAGGACCCAAAACUCUUUGUUUCGGAAAAAACGGGUCGUGGCCCCUUAGAAGAUGAGUGGUUAGAGACGUACUGGAACGAGGUUAAAGGGAAGAAACAACCCACCGCAAAAAAUAUGUCCUUAAUGUGCGCCUACAAAUUGUGCCGUGUGGAAUUUCGAUAUUGGGGCAUGCAGACAAAACUGGAAAAAUUCAUUCAUGAUGUUGCACUACGUAAGACAAUGCUUCGAGCUCACAGGCAGGCUUGGGCCUGGCAAGAUGAAUGGCAUGGUUUAACAAUGGACGAUAUUCGUGAAAUUGAGCGUCAGACACAACUUGCUCUUGCAAAGAAAAUGGGAGGCGAACUGAGUGACGGAGACGAAGAAGAAGAUCAAAGUAUCUCAGAAACGAGCAAAGUUUCUAGUCCGAAUGAGAUAAAGAAGCCACAGCUAACAGCACCUGUAGUGACGGAGGAACCACCAAGCGCAGAAGUUAGCUCCGACGAAGAGGAUAAAGACAUCAGUAAGAAUGCUGACCGGCAGAGGACGGGAAGCAUUCAGCUUGCAAAAUCGAAAUUCGAUUCGAAGGGCGCUUUGCACUCUCCAGUUGGGUCAGCCCACAGUUUUGAUUUGCAGCAAACUACAAAACAAAAACCAAAAACUCCUGUGGCCAAUUGGCGGAUGGAGAGAUUGGAAGUGGAUUCGAAAUCGGGCUCAGAAGAAGAAUUUUUCGAUUGUCUAGCAUCAAGGGAUACCGGAGAGUCGAAUUCCCUUGCGAAAUGGAGUUCACUAGAGCUGCUGGCAGAAGAAGACGAUAGCCCACCGCCAAACGUAAAUAAUCAAGACGACAGUAUAUUCAGUCAUGCCUUUCUCCAACGGGUCGCAUCAGAAAGAGGUUCAAAGCGCCAGCUUUGUACAACGUCAAGCAUUGACCGAGGACAGGAAUCACCACCAGGUUCUCCAGGACUUCCACCGUGCGCUACUUCGGUCCUAAUUUUAGUGGUACACGCUGGGAGUGUUUUAGAUGCAAAUACAGAUAUCACUUCAAAAAAAUCAGACGUAACUACUUUUCGUGCAGCGUUUGACUCAGUAGUGCGUCAGCACUACCCUGCUAUGACGUCUCAUGUGGCUAUUCGCUUAGUACCUUGCCCAGCGAUUUGUACCGAUGCACUCGGGAUAUUGUCUAGUCUCAGUCCUUAUUCAUUUGAUUCAUCACCUUCUGCUGCAGAUCUUCCAAAUAUCGCUGAUGUUCCGAUCGGCGCAAUUCCAUUACUCGCGGUGUCAUCACCAGAUUUCACAGACGCUGUAAAUCGUACGAUUGCCGCAGCAAAUAGUGUUUAUCAAGAUUUUUUGAAAACGGAUGAGGGUCGAGGUUUCGCAGGACAAGUUGUUAUUGUAGGGGAUUCUAUGGGAGCAGUGUUGGCCCAUGAUGCACUUUGUCGGGGAUGUUCACGACAUGGCAAUGAUAUGUCAGGUGGCGAAGAAGAUAGAUUAAUGGACAAUGAAAUGGACGCAAAAAGGCUUUUAAUUGCACCGUCUCCCAGAAGAAGAUCGUCAUCUUCCAGUGAUUCCAGACUUAUAAAAUUUGAUUUCGAAGUUACAGAUUUCUUCAUGUUUGGAACUCCAAUGUCCAUCGUGCUUGCUUCCAGACGAUUGCAUGACGCCAAGCAUGGUUUGACUCGACCAGUCUGUGCCCAAGUGUACAAUUUGUUCCAUCCAACCGAUCCAAUUGCAUCUCGCCUAGAACCCUUGUUGAGUGCUAGAUUUUCAAUGUUACCACCUGUGAAUGUCCCACGAUAUGCUAAGUUUCCAUUGGGUAAUGGUCAACCGUACCAUCUCCUUGAUAUUAUUCAGUCAAAUCCCCAAUACUUCAACGAUCAUUCGCAGUUGCAGCGACGGCUAUCAGAUGCUUCCAUGCAGAGUACGGUAUCAGGGAUAACUGAGAGCAUACCUUUAAAUACUAUACACUCACUUCAGCAGAAAUGGUGGGGAACAAAGCGGUUGGAUUACGCUUUGUAUUGUCCCGAAGGUUUAAGUAAUUUCCCUGCCCAUGCGCUACCACAUCUGUUCCAUGCCAGCUACUGGGAAAGUUCUGAUGUGAUUGCUUUUAUUUUGAGACAAAUUUGCCGCUUCGAAUGUCAUACUCUUUCGGGAGGCGAAGACAAAGAGGGAACUUCAUUCCGUCCAGGACAAGCUCGUGAAAAGUGGAUGAGAAAGCGAACAUCUGUAAAACUGAAAAAUGUCACAGCAAACCAUCGAGCUAACGAUGUGAUUGUGCUGGAAGGUAGUGAACAAAAGCUUUCUGCGCGAUUCAUGUACGGACCACUUGACAUGAUCACACUGACCGGUGAGAAAGUUGAUAUCCACAUCAUGAAAGAUCCUCCGGCUGGAGAAUGGACAUUACUAUCAACCGAAGUGACCGACAAGAAUGGUCGAGUGAUUUACACAAUUGAACGAGAGAAGGCAUUGGGAUAUGGAAUAUACCCAAUAAAAAUGGUUGUGAGAGGCGAUCAUACCUCUGUUGACUUUUACAUGGCUGUGAUACCACCUCGAACAGAAUGCGUAGUUUUCAGUAUAGACGGUUCGUUCACUGCGUCGGUGUCAGUAACUGGUAGAGAUCCUAAGGUGCGGGCCGGGGCAGUAGAUGUUUGUCGACAUUGGCAAGAAUUGGGUUACUUGCUCAUAUAUAUAACUGGGCGGCCCGACAUGCAGCAGCAGAAAGUCGUAUCCUGGCUGAGUCAACACAACUUCCCACACGGCUUGGUUUCGUUCGCAGAUGGAUUGUCCACUGAUCCACUAGGACACAAAACCGCCUAUUUGAAAAAUCUUAUAGAAAACCACGCGGUAGCUAUUCAUUCGGCAUAUGGAAGUAGUAAGGAUAUAGCAGUUUAUACCAACAUCGGUUUGAAAGCAAAUCAGAUAUAUAUAGUAGGAAAGGUGAGCAAAAAAUUACAAUCGAAUGCGACUGUCUUAUCUGAAGGCUAUGCAUCACACCUUUCUAAUUUGAUGGCCGUUGGAGGAUCCAGACCUGCACAAGGGAACGCGCGAAUGGUAAUACCUCGCGGUUGCUUCAAUUUGCCAGGGCAAGGCUCAAAUCCGCGACGUCGAAGCAAAGAUACAGGUCUAUCGUCACCAAUUCGGAGUGGCUUCCUCAAGCGGAAAACAUAUUUAAGUCAUGUGUAGAACGAGAACUAUACAUAUUAAAGCGAUGCAAGUUCAAAACGCUUAUUUAGGAGCAGAACAUGUAACUAUAACAUAAUUUAUGUUGUUUCUGUCACACGGUACCUGGCUGAGAAGACUGUUUCUAUCCUGUUGUAUUUCUCAUUACAUAUGAAUGCUUAAGGCAUUUUUGGAUCAUGGAGAACCAGUAACAUGCACUCGUUCAUGUUCGUCAUGUGGAAUUUAUACGAAAAAGGCUAAACUUUAGUACAAUCACCCGUUGUUAGAUGGGGACUGUGAACUGUGCUUGCAAAAACCGCAAUUGAUUUUUAAUAUAAGGCCUACAAAUAAGUUCUGUCGCUUUUUUUU
Molecule: messenger RNA, 4561 nt
Organism: Hermetia illucens (black soldier fly)
Lineage: Eukaryota; Metazoa; Arthropoda; Insecta; Diptera; Stratiomyidae
Gene: rdgB
Product: protein retinal degeneration B
Exons: 21
Coding region: 590-4216 (1208 amino acids)
Biological process (GO): phospholipid transport
Cellular component (GO): cytoplasm
Molecular function (GO): phosphatidylcholine binding; phosphatidylinositol transfer activity; phosphatidylinositol binding
Source: RefSeq, a predicted model, not a curated record